GAGUGAGAGAGAGAGAGAGAGAGAGAGAGAGAGAGAGAGGGAGAGAAGAAGAAGAUAACACUUAACUUCCUCUUGCCUCUCUUCUUCUUCUUCUUCUUUGUUUUCUUUGAUUAUAAAUACUCGCUGCUGUUGUUGUUGUUCUUGGUUUCUCCGGCUCUUUCUACUAAACCCAAGUUGGAGAGAAAUUAAACAGGGGGAAAAUGAGUAGUGGUGGUGGAGAGAUGGAAGAGAGGCUGCUAAAUGGGUCAGAAACAGAACAGAGAAGAGAGAGUCUCUACCUGAGAAAGAAGAUUUGGAAUGAAGUAGGAAAGAUGUGGAGAAUAGCUGUACCAUCGACUUUGUUCAGAGUGAUGUCGUUUGGUUGCAUAGUCGUGGCUCAAGCCUUCAUUGGCCACUCCAGUGAAACGGGCCUUGCUGCCUAUGCUCUCAUGCAAAGCACUUUCAUUCGUUUUAUCUAUGGUGUUAUGGCCGGUAUGUCAAGUGCCACGGAGACGCUGUGUGGACAAGCAUACGGAGCACAACAAUACCACAUGAUGGGGAUAUAUCUACAACGUUCUUGGAUUAUAGACACCUUGACAGCCAGUCUCUUUGUCCCGUUCGUAGUCUUCGCGGGUCCAAUUCUUCGGUUAAUAGGCCAAAACGUUGAGAUCACUAGGACCGUAGACGAGAUCUACCCUUGGGUGAUUCCUUAUCUAUACAGCAUCGUAUUCACUAUGACUAUGCAAAUGUAUCUCCAAGCACAGAUGAAGAAUGCCAUCAUAGGCGUUCUCUCGACCGUAUCCUUGGCUGUGGACAUUGUGGCCACGUGGUGGUGCGUGAGUGUGAUGGGGAUGGGCAUCCAUGGUGCGCUUCUAGGACUUAAUAUAAGCUCGUGGUCAUUGGUGAUAUGCGAGUUUGUGUACGUGUUUGGAGGGUGGUGCCCGCAUACUUGGACCGGUUUUAGCUCUGCUGCUUUUGUUGAUCUCUUUCCAAUGCUCAAGUUAUCCAUUUCCUCUGGAUUCAUGCUUUGCUUGGAGUAUUGGUAUCUGAGCAUCAUAGUCUUAAUGUCUGGAUAUACAGCGGAUGCAAAUAUUGCAAUUUCUGCAUUUUCUAUAUGCCAAUAUAUAUACUCUUGGGAGAUGAACAUAAGCUUAGGCUUAUUGGGUGCAGCAUGUGUACGAGUAGCAAACGAAUUAGGAAGAGGAGAUGCAGACGCAGUAAGGUUCUCGAUAAAAGUGGUGCUUGUGAUAUCAGCGGUGGUUGGUGUGACAUGUUCUGCUCUUUGCCUAGCGCUUGGCGGUCAGAUUUCGUAUUUGUUCUCGAAUAGCCAACAAGUUUCAGACGCAGUCGCUGAUCUCUCCAUCGACCUUUGCAUAUCCAUACUCUUAAACAUCGUCCAGCCCAUUCUCUCUGGAGUGGCUAUUGGAGCAGGGAUGCAGAAUAUGGUGGCAAUUGUGAACUUAGCAACUUAUUAUGGAAUUGGUAUACCCUUUGGGUUCAUCCUUAUUAAUAUUUGCCAUUUUGGUGUUAAGGUACGUAACUCUUACAGUAGUAUCCUUAAGUUUAUUAUCAUAAUAAUAAAACUAAUGAUAUUCCUACUUAACCGAUAUUGUAUGAGUUUAAUUACAGGGACUGUGGUCAGGAAUGUUGGCUGGAGUUGGUAUGCAAACGUUGAUAUUGUCUUAUGUUAUUUACAAAACUGAUUGGGAAUUGGAGGUAAUUUACUUUGGUUUUUUACUCUUUAAUUAAUUCGAAUUUUGAACACAAACUCUGUAUAUUAAAAAUUGAAUUUGAUCUAAUUACAGGUAAAGAAGACUAAGGAGCGUAUGAACACCUGGACUCUAAAGUUGCCUUCAGUAGAUGAAGAGAGGAAGUGAUUACACAUACAUGUUUUAUCUAUAUUGAAAUCAUUAAAGAAGUUUUUACAAUAUUCUUUGUUUUUGCAUUCGCUUAAGAAAACGAAGUACCUUUCUUGAGAUUGCAUUAUUAGGUUAGUGCAACUCUCAUAACUUUGAAAAGAAGGUUAAUAAGGUUUAUCUUCCUUUUUUUACUCGGUUUCUCAAAAAUGGUUGUUAUUCAGAUUUUAGCUAUCUUUUUAUUUGUCUGCUUUUAAUACACUUUGAGUCUUGAUUGAAAAUGCAUUUUGGUUGUGGAAAAAAAAUUGAAUUGUUUGAGUACUUCUAUAUUUCAAAAUUUUACAAAAAACAAUACCAUUAAGUUGAUAAGAAACUCGUAUAUUAAUGUAAAAUUUGCACAUUUUGC
Messenger RNA from Eruca vesicaria subsp. sativa (arugula), 2241 nucleotides. NCBI's taxonomy places the organism in Eukaryota, Viridiplantae, Streptophyta, Magnoliopsida, Brassicales, Brassicaceae. The record is from the annotation of a GenBank genome assembly.